This is a messenger RNA of Anolis carolinensis (green anole), 792 nucleotides long. It is a transcript of the gene pla2g1b, whose product is annotated as phospholipase A2 group IB. Gene Ontology annotation, biological process: phospholipid metabolic process; arachidonate secretion; lipid catabolic process. Gene Ontology annotation, molecular function: calcium ion binding; signaling receptor binding; phospholipid binding. NCBI's taxonomy places the organism in Eukaryota, Metazoa, Chordata, Lepidosauria, Squamata, Anolidae. The record is from RefSeq and is a predicted model, not a curated record. The transcript is spliced from 4 exons. Bases 107 to 547 code for a protein of 146 amino acids.
UAGAAAAGCAAACAGGGCGCUCUUAUCUUGGGUGGCGGUGCCAAGGUGAGGCCGGGCUAUAAAAGGGGCCGAGAAGUCCUGAGGUGGCACCAGGGCUGCCCACACCAUGAACCUCCUGAUCCUCUUCGCGUUGGCCACAGUUGGCAUGGCCCACAGUGCCCUCCCCCGCAACCUGUGGCAAUUCCGCAACAUGAUCAAGUGCACCAUGCCCAGCAGCGACCCGCUGAAGGACUACAACAACUACGGCUGCUACUGUGGCUUGGGGGGCAGCGGGACCCCCGUCGAUUACCUGGACACGUGCUGCCAAAUCCACGAUGAGUGCUACUCGGCAGCCAAGAAGCACCCAAACUGCAAAUUCAUCUUGGACAACCCAUACACCAAGACCUACGCUUACAGCUGUUCAGACACCGAGAUCACUUGCAGUGAAAAGAAUAAUGAAUGUGAGGCGUUUAUCUGCAAUUGCGACCGCAACGCCGCCAUUUGCUUUUCGGGCGCCCCGUACAACAAAGAUUACAAGAACCUGGACACCAGCAAACACUGCAAGUGAAGGCUACACGGAAGCGCACGAUUUCAGCAGGUCGGGUGGCCCUGUGGAAAGACAGGAUGGGGCUCCUGUACCUUUAAGAGUCGCCCGGAGGAGGGAGCUUUUCAUUCAAGGCACAGGAGCCCUCUGCUGUCUUCAUACGGUAGCCUUGGGCGGGAUUUUCGAGUUCUGUAGCGGUUGCUUUCUCAUUCAGGGCGACUGUGUAUGUGGAAAACAUUUGGAAUAAAUAAAACAAAUUAGCAUGACAA